AUGUUUGUGCUGCCAGGUGUCACCUGUCCUGCAGCGCCCUACUACCCUGCAGUGCUCGGCUCGCGCCCUGCUAACGUGCCCCUACACCCUGCCCGCUCCUACUACGCCUGCAGUGCCCUGUUACGCCCCUGCUACGUCCUGCUACACCCUGCUACGUCCUACACACCUCCGCUGCUCCUGCUACACCCUGCAACGUCCUGCUACACCCCUGCAACGUCCUGCGGCCUCUACUACCCCUGCAGUGCUCCGCACUGCCUGCUACUGAUAAAUAAGGGUCAGUGUGUGUCGAAGUACUACCGGUGGAUCCAGAAGAACAGCGGUUACAUCUGGAUCCAGUCGAGCGCCACCAUCGCCAUCAACGCCAAGAACGCCAACGAGAAGAACGUCAUCUGGGUCAACUACGUCCUCAGUAACCACGAGUAUAAGGACACGCCCAUGGACAUCGCCCAGCUGCCCAACCUGCCGGAGAAAACCUCAGAGUCCUCCGAAACCUCAGACUCCGAGUCCGAGUCCAAAGAAAACUCCGAUAAUGAGAAUGCCAAGUCCGAGGGGAAACCGGGCCACCAAUCAGAACGCGAGGACCCGGAGACGGACAGCAAGCGUCAACAACAGCCCGGCCAACCACAUUGCUCCUCCGAACAGGAAAUGAAGCGACAGGAGGAAGGAGACAGCUCGAGUAACCCAGAGAGCCAGGACAGUGACGAUAGUCUGGAGCCUUCGGAUGCAGAGGGGGAGGAACAGGAGGAGGCAGGAGGAGGAGGAGGAGGAGGAGGAGGAGGAGGAGGAGGAGGAAGGCUGGGGAGGUUAGCAGGACUGGGAGGGUUGGGCGCUUUGGGCGCCAUCGGAGGACUCGAUAAUCUGGGCGGGCUUCACAUUAAAGUAGAGCACUAUGGCGACGGAGAAGAGGUUCAGCUGCACAACUCGCAAAGUUCUUCAUCGGAGGAGGAGGAGGAAGAGGAGGAUGACCAGGAGGAGGAGGAGGAGGAGGAAGACGUAGGCGUGCAAGAUUGUGACAGCGCCAACGCCGGAAGCAAGCUCCAGAAGAGGCGAAAGAGGAGGAAAGUGCAGAAAUGGGACGGAUCCCGAAGCAGGAGGAUCCGUCUUUCCUCGACCUCGCCGAGCCCAGUCGCCAUGGGAGACGCCGCGGCGCCGCUGGUCGACCCCUCCCAAGCCGCUCCCGCGAACUCCUCCCACCUGCUCGCCACGGGCUCCUCCCCCCCGAACGGCGCAGCGGCCGCCACGUCCUCGGUGUUGAAAAUCAAGACGGAGAUGGCGGAGCCCAUCAACUUUGACAACGACAGCAGCAUCUGGAACUUCCCGCCCAACCGAGAGAUCUCCCGAAACGAGUCGCCGUACAGCAUGACCACGAAGCCCGGCGGCGCGCCGGGAGGCCACGAGAACUUCCCCUCACCACAGGGCGGCUCGCUCCAAGUGGCCAUCCCCGACUCAGUCCUGACCCCGCCAGGAACCGAGGGAGGAGGAGGAGGAGGAGGAGGAGGAGGUGCGAGGAAGCCUCCUCCUUACAACGGAAACUCAGCGCUUUCUUCCGCUUCCAACGGCGCCAGUUUGGCGCUUCCCUCCAGCGGCGCCUCGUCAGCAGACCCUCUGUCCCCUCCGCUGUCCGCCUCGCCGCGGGACAAACAACAAGGCACUCCCACAACCUCUUCCUCCUCCUCCUCCUCCUCCUCUUCCUCAUCCUCAUCGACCUCUUCCUCCUCUUCGCUGCUGUACUCCGGCGAUCUGGAGGCUCUGCAGCGUCUCCAGGCCGGUAACGUCGUGCUCCCGUUGGUGCACCGGGUCACGGGGACUCUGGCGUCCACCGGCACGACCUCUCCGCGGGUCUACACCACCGGGACCAUCAGGUACGCGCCGGCAGACGUCACUCUGGCCAUGGCGCAAGGCAACCUGCUCCCGAACGCCGCCAUGAACUUCGUGGACAGCUCCGGGUUCGGCCUGGACCCCAAGACGCCGAUGGAGAUGCUGUACCACCACGUUCACCGGCUCAACAUGUCGGCCGCGGCGGCCGCCGGUCCGUUCGUCGGGUCUCCGGCGGCCGGAGCGGGCGGGAACGGCGCCCUGGGAGGCCAGAUGGCGAGCGCGGCCAACGUUUUCACCACGGCGGAGGGACUUUUUUCCACGCUACCGUUCCCGGUGUACAGCAACGGGAUCCACGCCACGCAGACGACGCUGGAACGGAAGGAGGAUUAACGCAAAGCGCUCAAGACCGCAUUACUGUGUUUGUUUUUUUUUCCGGAACCAACGAACUGUGUCAGAUUUAACUAAGACUUCAACUCGCUCGUGAAAAUAAAAACGAAAAAAGAGAAAUAAAACAAAGACUAUUUUAUCUUCUUUUUAUCAACACAGCACUGUGUGUUUUUUUUUUUUUUUUCGAGAGGGGAGAAAGGACAGGAAAGGACGACAUAUGUACUCUAGCACUUUGAAUCUGAGCAACUGAGCUUGUGUAAUAGACAUGAAUGACCCUCAAACAUGUCCACGCCCCCUUUUUAAUCUAUCUUUUUUCCUCUCUCUCUCCUCCUCCUCAUCCUCCUCUUCUCUGCCUCUCUGUCUCUCUCUUUCUCUCUCUCUCUCUCUCUCUUUUUGCUCCUGUUUCUUGCGAUCAGCAACAGUUUUUCUCUCGGAUCAAAAUGAACAACAGGACACAAAAAAAACAACUAUUCUUUAAUGUGAAGAAAUCCAUUUUUUAUUUUUUUUUUGGCCUA
Messenger RNA from Perca fluviatilis (European perch), 2720 nucleotides. Its product is annotated as neuronal PAS domain-containing protein 3. Gene Ontology annotation, molecular function: DNA-binding transcription factor activity, RNA polymerase II-specific; RNA polymerase II transcription regulatory region sequence-specific DNA binding. Bases 1 to 2208 code for a protein of 735 amino acids. The record is from RefSeq and is a predicted model, not a curated record. The transcript has 6 exons. NCBI's taxonomy places the organism in Eukaryota, Metazoa, Chordata, Actinopteri, Perciformes, Percidae. Gene Ontology annotation, biological process: regulation of transcription by RNA polymerase II.